Symbiodinium necroappetens is the source of this 5019-nucleotide messenger RNA. The record is from the annotation of a GenBank genome assembly. Lineage: Eukaryota; Dinophyceae; Suessiales; Symbiodiniaceae.
GCGAUUCUGCCAGUUGCCUUUGCGACAGAAGCACUGCCGCAGGCUGUGGAAUCUGUCCUUUCGGACAGCAGUGAGCAGGUCAUGGAGCCUUGCAUGCUCCAAGCUGUCGUUGGCCACAACCAUGCCCGCAUCGGGACCAGAUCUGUUGGAAUUGAAAGCAAGUGGUUUUACCACAUGCAUGAUGCCGGAUUGUCGAGACACCAAGGCUUCUUGCCGCACAAGUUGCAGCAGCAGGCGACAUCCCUUUGCUUCAAGCUUCCUGCUCCUCAUGCUUUGCUUCUAGCCUCCGGCCGCUGGGCUGAGUACUGCUUGCCUGUUGUGCGAUCAGGUCGGUCUCGCAGCUUUUCUGCAGGCGCGGCACUUCUCCAAGCUCUGCCACUGCCACCCCAGCCUGCUGCUGGGCAACCGGAGGAGAAUGCAUUUGCAGUGCCACACGUUGAUGUGUCCUAUCUGUCUCAGCUCGCCCGGUCCGCGCGUCGCCUUUUGAAUAGCGAGAGACAGAUGAGUGCUUCGGAGCUUGCGGAGGCCCGGCAACACGUGCGGAGUUUGUUGGCUUGGCGUGAGUCCUUGCUUGUCGAAGAGUCACGCAUGUCCCAGCGUGUUUACUCCAUGCAAACCUUGGUUGAAGCUGUCCUAGUGAGUUCGCGACUGCGCAGCGUUGUGGACUUGGGGGAUGUUUUACGCCAUGGGAUCAGGCUAGUUUUCAGGGAGGAGGGUAUCUGCCGCUAUUUCCUGUCGAUGCUUGAACACAAGUACGCCGUGCCUAAAAAGUCCUUUCUCACGAAACACAGACUCACUGUCAUCAUCGCAUACGUGAGGGCUUUAGCAGAAGAGGUUGAUGAGUUGUUGGACAGCAACCGAACCCGCACCGGUGAAUCCAUCGUACGGUGGUCCACGAUGGACAGCUCUCCACAGAAAGGGUUCGAGUGGGUCAUGCAGGGGCAUCGGUGCAUGGCUGUGUCAGAGCUGCCAGCUGCGGUAGGCAAGGCGGACUUGCUAAUCCAUGGUUCCCUUGACCCGAGCACAGAGCAGCACUGCCGACAGUUCCUUGCCGCGCGUCUCUUGAUGCGUCCUUGCUUGCCUGCUGCAAUAGGUUCCGCACGCGCGAGUGUGGGCCACAAAAUCCGUGCAGCCGCACACGCAGAGCGUGCUGCCUGCAAUUCAUGGCAGCAGAGCGCUCAUCUCAUGAACAGCACAUUCACAAGGACAGGUGAUUUGGGGGCUGAGGCUCACGUAGUAGGAUGGUCAGGCAAGCUAACCGAUCUCUGUGGCGAUUGGAUCAACAAGGAGGAACGUGAGUCUGAGCCACAGUUUGAGCUCGAGCCUUUUGAUUUUAUGAGCACGGAUGGAGGCUCUUCAAGCCGAGCCGAGCCAACAGCAGAGGGCGAUGAGGACGCUUUUCAGUUCCACUCUGACAUGGUUCAAACACGUGCCGAUGUAGCUGCAGUUGUAGGCCCCAGCCUGCAUCUUGAUUUCAGUCCGCAAAUUUAUAUUGCAGGGCUGCUGCACAUAGCCCACAAUAUCUCCAAAGACUUGCACCAAGCGCUUGACCAUUGGCCUGUUUUUGUAGAGCAGCUGACUCAGGUCUGCAAACUGCUUUCCCUUCGGAUUUCCCGCCAACGUCUCCUCGAGACUUGUUUUGCAGAGCCUCCCUGGUCAGCAUUCCAGGCUCGCUUUGAGAGUUUCAACGCUCAAGUGUAUGGGGGCCGCUGGAACACAGCGAUGGAGGCUGUGGAGGACUUGCUUCCAUUGAUCCAGAUCUUGCGUCGUGCCUGGUCUGCCAGCAAAUUUGGUGUCAAGGGACCAGACCGGGACGGUGAAGAGCCGGACGGUGACAAGUCUCGCGUGCUGUCUUUGCAUGUGGUGGAUGAAGCGCUGAGGUCCAGCAUGUUUCUUGCAUACCUACAUGCCAUGCACAGAGUCGCGGAGUGCCUCUCUCACAUUUCGCAUUGGGCAGAGAGUUGUCCUUGCGCAAGCCACAGUUCCGACAAAGCUGCGCAAACUUGCCCCUUGAGGAGCUCAAGGGCCCCGGAGCUGGCUGCAGGUGCCCUGCCCCUUCUUGUGAAGAGCAGCUUCGAAGUCGCGCACGGCCACUUGCUGGCCCUAGAGGAGACCUCGCGCCUCACAGCAACAGAGCUGCGGACACUGGUCAGUGAUUGGACAGCAGCUAAGAGGCAUGUUUUGUUGCUUGUGCAGUUGAAGCUUUCCCAUUGGCAGCAGCUUCCUUACAUUGCCUUCGGUAUGGGGCACCAUUGUCCUGACACCCGUCGCAAAGCAGCUGCGCAGACGCUCCGUCUGUAUGAUGCAGCGAAGCAGAAUUCAGAAAAACCUCAGCUACACCCGCUGUGUGAGAUACUCUGUGCCGCGCACUCCGCUUGCCGCCGCGACGUGGAAAGACUGGCUUCUGGCGUGACUGCCUGGAACCAACUCCCGACGCUGAAGGUUUGGGCAGGCAAGUUUAAGUUCACGCCUGUUGCGGAACGCUGGGUCGAAGGGCUCCAUGCGGCCACCAAGAGAUCUGUGCGUGCAGCUCCGCACGCAGGCCCAGCACACAUUGCUUUUGAGUUCAUGUCCCCCCAUUUGCGGAUAUGGUUGCGGGAGUCUCCAGAACGGCUUGCACUGCUUGCUAAGCAUUGCCGCUGUACAGCCCACCCUCUCAAGAUGUGUGAUGCAGCCGGGCUCAAGCACCAUCCUGGCAUUGAAGCUCUCCUAGUGCUUUCUUCUUCUGGUAAGAAGAAGAUCCUGCCGCCAAAAGCCAGAAAGCAGGUGGUAUCGAUACUUUUCCAUUGUGACCCUGCGUCCCACUUCCGUGCUCUGCCGCCGGAAUUGCUUUCAACGGAGAGAGCGGCCUUACCGACGAUGGGCCCUGCAUGCAUCUUGUCGCAAGGCGCAGUUCCCGAGCAGUGGAAGCAAUGCUGGAGCAAGUAUGCACUCCAGCACCUGAGAGCAUGCAUCACUGACACUGCCAUGGAACUGACAGGAAGUUCUGGCAAAGCAUCCAGCAUUUACUCCGUUCAUAAUGCAACAUCCCCAAUUCCACUGUCCAGGUACACUUGCACGGCCUGUCCGCAACUUGAGCAGGACAACAGCCCAGAGUUUCAGUUUGUCUCCCAGUCUGUAGACUUUGCCGCAGCACAAGAAGCACGCUCCGAUCGUCUCUCCCCCGGCCUUCCUCAGGAAUGGCUUUUCUUCCGACUAGCGCACUCCAAUCCAGGCCGCGUCGUGUACGUGCCUGGCACGGCCCCAUUACAAGGGGAAGGCCAGCUGAUCAUUGAGCAACUUCCGCUCUUGCACCUGUCACAUGCCAAGAGCAAGGCUUCGGUUGCUGUGGAAGGCCAGGACCAGGACACGGCGUUGUUUGUGCUUUCAGCGGUGGCAUGUACGCCUGAAGACUUGCUCGGCAUUCAUCAGUGGCAAACCGACGAAGCUCUCCAGAUCAAUCUGGAGGCUACUUUCCUUGCAUCUGUAGGUCUAGCUGAUCGAGAGGUGUUGCAAACUCUGCUGCAGAGAGUCGUCGCCCAAGAUGCUUUUGCGUUCAAGGACAGAGGCAGAAGUAUCAGUCUUGAACAUGACGACGCAGGAUUUGACUCCGAAGCCAAUCGACCCCUAGUCAUCGCGCGACAGAUGGCUGCAAUGGGUGUCUUCACCUGCCUUUCUGCAGGUGCAGAGUCCAGUGAGUGGCAGCUGACACGAGCUGGCUUGGAGUCUCUGAGCCUGAGCUUCAAGCUGCACGAUCCCAAACCUGUGAUAGUAGCCCCAGCAGCAGAUACCGUGACGAUCAGGUCUGCAAGCGAGAUGGCAACAGUUCAAAUUUUGUUGUUUUUGCAGAAUCAGGGGUGGGAAUUUUCGGUCCGAUGCAAGGGCGACAAACCUCGCUGCCCUGCUCCGUACCGAUUCAGCACAGAAGACUCCCCGAAAGUUUGCUGGUUACAUCACACCCAGAAGUCGCUUUGCCAUGAGUACCUGGUGGCAUUAGCUACUGCAGCCGAGCAUCUCAAGGAGGUGCCUUACUUUCAGACCAAGGCUUUCUACGCUUCUCUUUUGUUUGGUGGAGAAGAGGGCCACCAGAGCUCCAGAAAAUCAUCCAAGCGCAAACGUGCAGGUCGCAACGCAGAGGGGUUUGCAUUUCAGGAAAUGUAUAAUGCUUCCAUGCCAGACCAGGUUCAGUCUGCCCAGGCAGCUCCGAAGCGGAAAGCCGCUGCUGCUCGCGGAGGCAAGCAAAGAGGGAGGGGGCGGAAAAGUCAAUCACGAGGUCCUGAGGCUGCAGACCCACCUGCAGAGGUGCAGGACACAGAGGAAGCAGAUGACGAUCCUGUUGUGAAUUUCGAGGACGUCAGUAUUUCCUCGGAUUCUUUUGGUGACAUGCAGGCUUUCCUGCAGUCCGAUGGCGUUUUGGACGGGCCGCACUCCUUCAUCCUCCACAAGGCGCUUCCAGAGAUUGCUUCCUGCCGUCGUGAUCCGGAAGCGCUUGACAAUAGCCGCCAAGUGCUUGAGAACAACCCGGGCAGGGCUGUGGACAGAGGUGAGGCAGUGACCAAGACCCAGAUGGCAGAUGACGUACCCAGGGCGACCAAGGUGACCUUGCUACCGCGGACAGGGAUGAGUUUACCCACGGCUAUGCCAAAAUCGAAGGUCAAGGGAUCCGUGGGACCCAUGCCAAAGUCGAAACCCAAGGGAUCCGUGGGACAGAUGCUGGACAGGCGACAGCAUGAGCAGCAGGUCUGCGACGAAGCUUUGCCUGUGAAGGCGAAGAACAGACCUGGCAAGAAAGAACGGGAGCGGAAGAGGAAGCAGAUGAGCUCCGAUGGCUCAGAAGGUUCUUGGACUCCAGUGUCCUUUGCAUCCGCCAGCAAGCGGCCUUGCUCGAGUUCGGGUCCACGGCCUUGGGAGCUGUCGCAGAUCGGCAGCAUGCUCCCGAAGACAGCGAAGACUCCUGGCUUCAAAGUGAAAAGGGAGUUCACUUAUGACCCCAAGAGCGGCAAUGUAUGCCACUUUGCGGAAAGUUUCGACACACGGUGA